Molecule: messenger RNA, 4244 nt
Organism: Brassica rapa (field mustard)
Lineage: Eukaryota; Viridiplantae; Streptophyta; Magnoliopsida; Brassicales; Brassicaceae
Product: serine/threonine-protein kinase STY17
Biological process (GO): protein phosphorylation
Molecular function (GO): protein serine/threonine kinase activity; ATP binding
Source: RefSeq, a predicted model, not a curated record
UUAAAAAUAAAAACACAUUUAAAAUAGAAAAAUAACAAUGUUGUUAUCCUAAAAUAAUGUUUUUAAAUCAAUGAAAUUUAAAAAUUAAGAAACUGAAAUAUUCAUAAAAUAUUAUAAAUUUAAAAUUUUGUUGACAUUUUUUAUUUUUAAACUAAUAACAAAUUAUUAUUAAAUAUCAAUAAAAAAAUUAUGUCCCCAGUGACUAAUCCUCAAGAUGUACUCAUACACCUCCGACUUCUGAAACGAGUAGAAGAAUCGCGUAUGCUUGCGCAUGAGAUAUGGCCAGGAGAAAAACAGGAAGUUCCAACUUUCAAAAUCGCCGUUGCUAGCGUCUACGAGUCAGACCUUCACGAUGAGCUUAAAUCCACCAUCUCUGACAAAGGAAUGGAGAUUCUGUUUGGGGAUACGUUUAGAACGAGGGAUGGGUACUACGCCUUGGACUUGUUUCGGGUUAUUGCUUCUCAUGACCUUGAAGAAUUCUCAAAUGUGCUUAAAGCUGCAAUCACUGAUAUUGAGAGAGCAAAUAGGGAUAUUGACUUGGGGGGUCUAGUUAUUGGAGAAAACAUCUCUUCUCAUGUGUAUCAAGGUACACUCCAUUCUAAAGAAGUUUGUGUAAGAGAGUUGCAAACCGAUCGAAGCCUUUGGCAACCAUCACGGUUUUGGAAAAAAAUGAAACUGUUCAGUGGACUUGGUCAUCCCAACGUGGUACGAUGUCUUGGUGCCAACACACAAGGCACCGACUUGAAAAUAAUCACAGAGUACAUGCAUGGUGGAACCCUCUUUCACUACUUGCAACGAAAUCAUUGUGUUUUGACUCUCUCUCAACGGUUGAAGAUGGCCAUUGAUGUGUGUAAAGGAAUCGAGUUCCUGCAUGCGAACAUGAUCAUACACAGAAAUCUGAACUCUAUGAAUCUUCUCUUGGAUGAGAAUAAUGUUGUCAAGGUUGAUGUUGCUGCUGCUCUGUACCUCUUGUGGGCUGGGAAGAAUACCACCCCUGAAUUGGAAGCUAUGUUGUUGAGAAUUCCUACUCCUGAGCAAAAUAACACCAAAAUCAGAACAUGGUACAGAUGGACAGCACCGGAAGCAAUGAACGAAGAGAAAUAUGGUGAUAGAGCAGAUGUGUAUAGCUUUGGACUGUUGUUGUGGCAUCUGAUAACAGCUAAGCUACCGUAUGAUCAUUUAGAUAACAUAUCCCCUUGCCUAGCUGCACAACGUGUUAUAGGGGGAGAAAGGCCAGCAAUACCAGAAAAUAUGAAUCUAAAGCUCAAAAUCAUUGUAGAAAACUGCUGGAAUGAAGACCCAUUUUUCAGGCCUAGUAUAUCUCAAGUGAGUACAACAUUGCACACACUGCUCUCAACAGUUAAUGAGCCAAAGCAUGAGCCAGAGCCAGAAGCAGAGUUUGUAUCAGCUAAUCCUAUUCCUACAGAAUCAGUCUACAACAUCUCACCCUACUUUGCCGCUAGCUAAUCUAUACAGCUGUUUAGCUGAAGCUGACACCGAAUAAAGUUCAGGGACAAGAUGCUAGCUAGGAACGUGUCCAUCCUGAUAAAAUCUAUAUGACACAUGUACAUUUGCAUGCCCAAAACUUUUUUUUUUUUUUUUUGCAUAUGCCCUUUGUGAUCAAUUGUGAAUUUCGAGAUUCCAGGUGUGAAUUUUAGAAAGUGCAGAACCAAAUAGGAGAGUCACAACUUACAGUUCUCUUAAUCGUGUAUAUUGCGAUCUCUUGAUUCUUGUAAUGAACCUUUUGCAAAUAUGCAAACAAAUCUCUUGAAUCUUGUAAUGACGCAACAAAAACCUGACAUUUGCCAUAGUGAAUAAAAUCUAAUCAUACUGUCUACCAUCUCUAGAUCAUACUAAUGAUCUCUUAUUCACUUUCCAAUUUAGUUUAACAUCGGUACGCUUUUGAUUACUGGCGAGAACAGAGACGUGAAACAAACGGAAGUAGUUUAAAGAGACGACAACAACACAUGUUUAUUAUACCUACGUGAAUUUCGUGUCCACAAUAUUUCUCAGCUUUCUUCUUCUUAGCCUCUUUAGGUUUUGUAAAGGUAUUGGAGAGGUAAGAGGAACAUGAUUUGAUCAGUCAUAUUGAAUUUUAUUAAAAAGUAGUGCAAUGGCCUACAGUUAUAAGACCAUGAUUAACCAGGGUUUUUAGUGUGGGGAUUCUUAACCUAAGUUAAGAACCAUUUCUUAGCUUUUAACUAAGAAAAACUAAAAACCAUUCUUAAAUAAGAGAUAUAAAAACACCAUUAACCCAGGUGCUUAAUAGGUUGCUUACUGAUUUUUGGAUUAAAAAAAAGGAAAAAAAAUAAUUAGAAAAGAAACGGUACUUAAUUAAGCCUCAGAAGAAGCAGCGGUGCUUAGUGGACACGUGUUGCCGAUCAUUAACUCCGCGUCCCUUUCUCUCUCUCUCUCUCUCAAGAAACGUAAGUGUACUCGUCAUCUUUGCUCGGAGAGGGAUUUCUCUCGCGGAAAUCGACGCUGAGAUUGAGAUCGCGGACGGCGACGGCGAGGAUAUUGGAGCAAGAGACGGUGUUGGGACAGGCGAGCUCGAGAGCGGUUUUGGGCGGAUCACAACGUCGAAUCCGUCUCCGGGGAAUGAGAGGUUGAUGGGGUCAUCGCGUUCGGCAGCGUUUAAAGCGGUGGAGGAGACGAGGACGGAGGCGUCGCAGAUUGGGGAAACAUUCGCUAGCGAGUUUCAUUUCUUCCUCUCCUGCGAUCUCAAUUCUCCCGUCACUUUCUGUACCGAGAAGCUCGAUGGAAUCCUCCUUGUCGAUAAAUCUACUGAGUCGGAGGACAAAAGACCAGAGCUUUACGUCGAGUGUGCAUUGUAAAUAGAUGGAGUUCUUUUUGGUCUUCCCAUGAGAACAAGAUUGAACACUACAGGGCCAGCAUACUGCUGGAACAAACUCAUCACUCUCUGAGAUACAGAACUUGGAAAGUUUAAUCCUUCAGAGCACAAACAACUAAAGCUUGCAAGGAGCUUGGAUCGUGGCAUUAUUGACAGGGAUCUCAAACCGAGUAAUAACGAGCGGAAAUCAAUACAAAAGUUCUAAAAUAUCCGCCAACAAGGACUUUGAGUGAAGAUGAAAGACAAAGUUUCUUCGCUGUGUGGAGUGGAGUGAUGUUCAGGAAGCAAAACAUCACAUCCCUUCAGCACAUUGUAAGUUUUCUGUAGAAUGUAUAUGCCAAAUUUUGUGGAUGAAAGGUAUGUGUAGCUUGGUUUACUCUUGAACGUCUUCUUCUUGGUUUACUCUUAUAGGAUGUUUCAAACAAAGUUGGCUUACUUUCUGAUGAUGGCAAGAGAUUUUACAAACAAAAGUGUUUCUUAAUUUUUUUUUUUUAAAUAUGUUUUAUAUAAUAAAUAAAUUUUAUCUUAAAUAAAACAAUGUUUAACCAUGAUAAUCUUAUCAUUGGGGCGUUAGAUGACAUGAAGCUUGUGGAUCACCCAGUUAAUGGCAUGCUGGAAGAGGAAGUUGAUGGCGAGGAUCUUUUAGAGCUUGACCUUAUGGAAAUGGAAGGUAAUCAGUCUCAGCCUAGGCCGAUUGAGGAUAAGGGACAGAGCUCAAACAAGAACUCCAAAGGGAUUAAGAAGCUUGGCGUUAAGUGUAAUGCUCCUUUGGAUAUCAAUAAUAGGAAGUUUGAGGUCCUUCGUAGGGGAUCUCCAAGCAAAUGUUCUGCGUCUACAUGAGCACAUGCAGCAGGGGGUGGUGAAAAACUAAGACGUCGCCACGGGUCUAACAAAGGCAAGGACAAUGCGCCAAAGCAUGAUGGUUUGAUGAGUUUCAAAUACUCAUCACGACACUAUCCAUGAAGACAAUCAGUUGGAACUGUCAAGGGAUUGGGAAUGACCUCACAGUUCGACGCCUUACAAAGAUGUGUCAGAAGCAUCGCCCAUGACUUGUGUUCCUUUCUGAGACAGAGAACAGGAGGCUCCUGUUGCAAAACAUUCAGGCCGACUUAGGAUUUGAUUAUUUAUUUACUGUUGAACCACUUGGCCUCAUCGGAGGUUUAACUUUAUUUUUUAUGGAUGAAUUUCAAGUUAAUGUUUUAUUUUCGAAUAACCGUAUGAUUGAUAUUGAGGCAGUCAUUGAUGGAAUAAAAGUCUAUAUGACGUUUGUUUAUGGGGAUCCUUUACUAGAGAGACGUGAUCAAGUUUGGGAACGUCUUACGCGUUUCUCAACAACAAGAUCUGGACCUUGGUUUAUGAUAGGAGAUUUUAAUGAAAUUACGGGUCACAAUGA